Haemorhous mexicanus (house finch) is the source of this 1980-nucleotide messenger RNA. It is a transcript of the gene DOC2B, whose product is annotated as double C2 domain beta. The transcript is spliced from 11 exons. Gene Ontology annotation, cellular component: membrane. Lineage: Eukaryota; Metazoa; Chordata; Aves; Passeriformes; Fringillidae. The record is from RefSeq and is a predicted model, not a curated record. Bases 418 to 1638 code for a protein of 406 amino acids.
UCAGGAGGGGAAGCAGCAGCUGCGGUUUGGUUUGGGUGAGCAGACCCUGAAAACUCCAUCUGAGCUUUUACUGACGUGGCACAUCGUUGUGUGCACCAGAGAAGGGGACAGAGGGCUGCUCCAGCUCACAGCAUCCCGGGAAAACCUUCCCAGCAGGAAUCCCUGCUGCUCUCAUUGCUGCUGAUGGGUUCAGGCAGCGCUGGCAGGAUCAGGGGCCGUGCGAGCGCCGGGGCUGGCAGCAGCAGCAUGCGUGCGGCCACCGAGGCUCAGGUGGCAACCUGAGGCGACAACCACCUAAGGGGCCCCGCCGGAGCCUCCUCCUCCUCCUCAGCUGCCCCCGCAGCCCCCGGCUGAAACUUCCCUCUCCCGCACGGUCCGGGCUUCUCCGGGGGGGGCUCGGCAGCGACAGCCGCAUGCAUGACACUCCGCAAAGGAGAGAAAAUGACCAUAAGUAUCCAGGAGCACAUGGCCAUUGACGUCUGCCCCGGCCCCAUCAAACCCAUCAAGCAGAUCUCCGACUACUUCCCCCGCUUCCCCCGCGGGCUCCCCGCCGCCGUCGGCCGCAGCAGCAGCAGCGCCCUGCGCCCCGCGCUCAGCCAGCCCUCGGUCAGCCCCGCCGAGCCUCCCCGCGACGAUGAGGAGGAUGUGGACCAGCUCUUCGGAGCCCACGGAACGACGGAGCAGCCGGCCAAGAGCCAAGCGCCCGAGGAGCUGGUGGACCCCGAGGGCUACGAGUCCGACGAUUGCACCACGCUGGGGACGCUGGAUUUCAGUUUGCUCUACGAUCAGGAGAACAACGCUCUGCACUGCACCAUCAACAAAGCCAAGCUGCCAAAACUUGACUACAGAAAGGGCCUGAAGCCAAUGGACCACAAUGGUUUGGCUGAUCCUUAUGUCAAGCUGCACUUGCUCCCCGGAGCCAGUAAGGCAAACAAGCUGAGAACCAAAACUCUGCGGAACACGCUGAACCCCACGUGGAACGAGACCCUCACCUACUACGGCAUCACCGACGAGGACAUGAUCCGCAAGACGCUGCGGAUCUCGGUGUGUGACGAGGACAAGUUCCGCCACAACGAGUUCAUCGGCGAGACGCGCAUCCCGCUGAAGAAACUGAAACCCAACCAGACCAAAAACUUCAACAUCUGCCUGGAGAAGCAGCUGCCGAUAGAUAAAACAGAGGACAAGUCGCUGGAGGAGCGUGGCAGGAUCCUCAUCUCCCUCAAGUACAGCUCGCAGAAGCAGGGGCUGCAGGUGGGCAUCCUGCGCUGUGCCCACCUGGCUGCCAUGGAUGCCAACGGCUACUCCGACCCCUACGUCAAAAUUUACUUGAAACCAGAUGAGGACAAGAAAUCCAAGCACAAGACAGCAGUGAAGAAGAAAACGCUGAACCCCGAGUUCAAUGAGGAGUUUUUCUAUGAGAUAAAGCACGGUGACCUGGCAAAGAAGACCCUGGAAGUCACUGUGUGGGACUAUGACAUCGGGAAAUCCAACGAUUUCAUAGGCGGAGUCGUGUUAGGAAUCAAUGCCAAAGGGGAGCGGCUCAAGCACUGGUUCGACUGCCUGAAGAACAAGGACAAGAAAAUCGAGCGCUGGCACACGCUGACCAACGAGCUGCCGGGCGCCGUCCUCAGCGACUGAGCCCCGCGGGGCCGCAGCUCCACAACCUCGGGCUCCUCCCAGCUUUGGAAUCGGGGGGAUCCCGGGACAGCCAGGACAGCAGGACACCCCCCAGCAGGGCCUGGCUGCAGGGAAGCCCUUUGCAGGGAAGAAGGCACAGGUGGUUUGCUCUGGCUUUUCCAGAACGCCUCUUGGCGCCCUGCCGCACUCACAGCCCCGCUCUGGAGCGUGCACACGCACACUCACACUCACACUCACACUCACGCAGGUGUGCACCCCUGCAUGCACUGCAGUCUGGCUCCUCUCCCAAGUCCUGCCUCUACUCAGUUACCUUCUCGCUGCCUUGCAAGUCAGUGGCAAAAA